GAAUAAAUGCUUUCCGUGUGUUUUUGUGCGCGCUCACGCUUUUCAUAUUUCUCUGGAUGUUGCAUGAGACGUGCCUCUCCGUGAUUGGGGUUGUUUUCUCACGUCAGUGCAAUUGCGUCUCGGUUUGUCUGCUUUCUUUGCAUUUAAGCGAUUGGGAACGCAUUGUGUGUGUGCGAUUUAGACAUCAAAGACUGGCAUUGCCUGCAUAGCGUCAUACUCUGAAUUCAUAUUUCAUCUCUCCCUGAUAUGCUCUCUGUGCCAGCAGUGGCUGCGGCAGGCAUAUCACUGCACUUUAAUUGCUUUUGUGUAAAACACAGACUUGGCAUCACAGACACUGAGCGCAAUCCGCAUUUGCUUGUUCUUACACGUGAACAGUGUGCAUGUUGAUGAGCGUCUAGUCUCGUGUUUAUUGGAGCAUGUUCGGUGAGCGCUGUGUGUGUGUGUGGUGAACCGUACGUCACCGUUAUGUCAGGCGCGCUGGCCGGAGAUCGGUAUCUCCGUAAACGUCAAUCAUUCCAUUCACAAUUGGAAUGAAGAUCAGAGUACCAGCGGCUCCUGCUUUCCCAGUGCGGGAUCAUCCUGAGCUCGUGGCACAUUGUUAAGUGAUGCUUUAUCAAAUAUUAAAUGGAAGUGAAAGCAGCUGCUCGUAUUAGAGGGGACUGAAGAUUGAAGGCAGCUUGCCUGUCUCAGGCCAUCCACAACGGAGUGUCUGAGGUUAUGGAGGAGGAAAGCAACUUAAAGAAACGAAAAAGUGAACAACAAGGUAACCAGGGCUCUGAGACUGGUCAAGAGGGGGUGGAGAAGGUCAAAAAGCGGCGUGGUCGCCCUCCUGCAGAAAAGCUGCCGCCCAACCCUCCCAAACUCACCAAACAGAUGAACACCAUUGUAGACAUGGUCAUCAACUACAAGGACACGUUGGGCCGACAGAUCAGUAAAGGCUUUGUCCAGCUGCCUUCAAGAAAAGAGGUGCCGGAGUACUACGAGCUCAUCCGCAAGCCAGUGGACUUCAGGAGGAUCAGGGAGAGAGUGCGUAAUCACAAAUACAGGUGCAUUGCAGACCUGGAAAAGGAUAUCAUGCAGAUGUGUCACAACGCUCAGACAUUUAAUCUGGAGGGAUCUCAGAUCUUCGAGGACUCCAUUGUUUUGAAGUCUGUUUUCGAGAGUGCCAGACAACGAAUAGUGGAACUGAGUGAGGAAGACAAUGACGCUGUUGGAAGCAGUGAAGCUGAUGGUAGCCACCAUUUAGAUAUCAAGGCUCCUGUUUCAGAGACAACAAAUCCCAGGCUGGAUGAAAAAAAGGAGAAAAAUCAAACUGCUCCUAGUAAUUCUAGUUCAAAAGAGGUGGCGCACAGUGAUGAAGACAUUGGUAAAGAUUGUGGAAAUACCACAAGAGGACUAUUCAACUAGCCUCAUAUACUGAGCAUUGUCAUUUUAAGAACAUUGUAUGGCCAUUUCAGUCCAAUUUCCUUGAUGUUUGGCUCAAGGAUUUGCUCUGAAUGUGAUCUCUCAUAAAAAUUGUUGCUUAAAACACCUUUAUAAUACCUUUGUAUUUAAAAAAAAACAACAAGAACAUUGUUAAUGCAGUGCUUCUUCUGCAGUGAUGCAUCUGAAAUUGACUUUAAUGUUUUCAUGUAUUUAUAAUAUGUAAAUAUAUCAUAAACCCAAAAUUAUUAUAAAAACACAGUGAAAAGAGUCUACAAAUUCAGACUUCCUGAACAUUUUCUCACUUUUUUUCCUUAUGGAUGGAAAAUUUAUGGCAUAUUAUGAUAUCGUAUGAUCAUUUAAAUGGAUACAUUCAAUCUUUUAAGAUGGGAUAAGCUGUGCUAAAUUUGCAGGCUCUUAUGUCUCUGUUUCAGAGAAUUUUUAAUCGGUGGUUUUUGUGACUAUAAGAACUUUGUCAUCCCCCUAUUUGUAUGUUUCCCUUUUCUUCAUUAACCAACAACAUCUUUUAAAAAAAGGCAGUGGUUUUUUUAUCAAGCAGCUCUGUAUUUGUUUUUUUUAUGUUUUAGUUAUCACAGAACUGGAACAGGCUGUAAUAGAGGAGCUUUGGGUAGGAUGGCAAUGUAUUCUUGGGUGACGGAUUAGAUUCUGCCCUCAAAGAGAGGCACCUAUUGAUGAUGCUGUGUGUGCAGCUCAUGAUGGACAGUGGUGGUGUAGCGUCCUUCUGGACAGAUUGACAGGAUAAAAUAAAAAUGUACAGGGUUUGUGUGAUGUGGAGGUAGAGCAAAGUUUGAGACAUCAUCUUACAAAAAUAAACAUUUUUAUGAAAUCACAG
Molecule: messenger RNA, 2275 nt
Organism: Danio rerio (zebrafish)
Lineage: Eukaryota; Metazoa; Chordata; Actinopteri; Cypriniformes; Danionidae
Source: RefSeq, a predicted model, not a curated record